AUGGUGCAGACCAUCAAAGAUAUCAAUGCGCAAGUCACAGAGAACAUAUGUGGCCAAUCCGUCCAGAGUGGAGAAGUGAUUGUUACUUCUGUCAUUGCUGCCGGGGAUUCGGAACUUCCCUCUGGAGAUGAAGAGGAUGAAACUCAGGCAGAACAAACCCCUGUUGAGGCUACUGCUUCUGCCAGAAGGAAUAGAAAAGGAACUGCUCUUCCCCCGAACAAUGCAACGCAGCCUGAUAUUUCUGUUGAAAGUCCCCCUCCUCCUCCUACUAAGUCAAAAAGACUUAGAAAGAGGACUGAAGUGGAGUAUGUGACCACAGAAGAGCCUGCAGCAGUUCCCAUAACCACUUCUGGCAUAGAUGAAGAAAUUAGGGAGACCUUUGAAGCGGUGGAACAAGAGAAAGAGCUAGAAGAGCUAGAGGAGGUAGAAGAAAGACCUCAAGACCAGACAAAAGAAAUAGAAGAAGAGGAGGAGAUUCCUGCUGAGGUAAUAGCAGAGAGCAUUGCCUUGGCGCAGAAGCAGCAAGAGAGCACAAGGGCAGAGUUGACCAGCUCAGAGUUUGCCCUUUUUGAAGAUGCAGAGGCAGAGCACUCCACUGCCGUUUCAGCAGCUGAGGAGCAGGCAGAGCAGUCUGCAUCAAAGCCUAUGGAGCAGGCAGAACUACCUGUUGCAGUCUCAGGAACUGGAGUGGAAGCGAUUGCUACUGGUCCUGUGGUUGUGUUCUUUCAAGUAGAAGUGCCUAGAUUUGCUGGUGCUCUGGCAGUGAUGACCAGUCCCUUGAGGCCUCCAAUUGUUGAUAUGCCUAUCCAUUCCAUUCCUGGUUCAUCUGCCACUGCUUCCUUUGCUGAUCCGAAGCUGGCAGAGUUCGAGGCCAUGGAUCUGGAUGCCCAGCUGGACAAGCUGGAGAAACUCAGUUCUACUCCUAGCAAGGCAAAAUCCAAGGUAGUGGAGGAGGCUAUAGAGAGGCUGAAGACUUGGCAAUCUACUGAGCUAGAGCUGGAUGAGGAUAGGGAAGUCAUUGACCAAUUGAUGAAGGAUCUGGACCUGCUGCACAGACAGAACAUGGCUCCCAAACCCAUACUUGAGAUGAGCCUUGGCCUAGCAAGAGAUUUGCUCAACCUCUACGAUCGUUAUGAGGAUCUCAAGCCCACCUUCAAGACCAUCUGA
Prunus armeniaca (apricot) is the source of this 1167-nucleotide messenger RNA. The record is from the annotation of a GenBank genome assembly. Lineage: Eukaryota; Viridiplantae; Streptophyta; Magnoliopsida; Rosales; Rosaceae.